Molecule: messenger RNA, 237 nt
Organism: Nematocida homosporus
Lineage: Eukaryota; Fungi; Microsporidia
Exons: 1
Coding region: 1-237 (78 amino acids)
Biological process (GO): protein ubiquitination; modification-dependent protein catabolic process
Cellular component (GO): nucleus; cytoplasm
Molecular function (GO): ubiquitin protein ligase binding; protein tag activity
Source: RefSeq, a predicted model, not a curated record
AUGCAGAUAUUCGUCAAGACACUGACUGGUAAGACAAUUACUCUUGAAGUAGAGCAGUCCGAUACAAUAGAGAAUGUUAAGGCCAAAAUUCAAGAUAAGGAAGGAAUACCACCUGACCAGCAAAGACUUAUAUUUGCCGGAAAGCAACUGGAGGAUGGCCGGACUUUAUCCGACUAUAACAUUCAGAAGGAAAGUACUAUUCAUUUAGUGCUACGCCUACGAGGAGGCAGUCAAUAA